Molecule: messenger RNA, 3019 nt
Organism: Rhinichthys klamathensis goyatoka
Lineage: Eukaryota; Metazoa; Chordata; Actinopteri; Cypriniformes; Leuciscidae
Product: lysophosphatidylcholine acyltransferase 1
Exons: 14
Coding region: 244-1800 (518 amino acids)
Molecular function (GO): calcium ion binding
Source: RefSeq, a predicted model, not a curated record
AGCGGGCCCACGCAUGCGCACAGCCGGCAGGAUUCUGUCCCUCCAUGACAUCCAGCGGGACUGACUGCUGCUGUUGCGCACACGGAAAGAGGAGUGUUCGUCAAAUACAUGAUCCUCCUAAUCCCUCAACGCUCCAGGACUGAUAGAUAAUAACGCGCUCGAGUGGAAUCCGCAGGCCUAAAGGACGCAGAUACGGAUAUCACGGCGGUUCGGUGACUGUAAUUGAUUGGGAUUUUUUCGAGGAUGAGGCUGAUCAAGAGCACACAUGCGGAUGGAGGACAGAAGCGCGAGCUGCCUCCUCCAUUCAGGAACCCGUUCGUGCAUGACUUAAGAUUCACGUCCGUCCAGAAGCUCCAGAUUGGUUUGAUGACAGUGACGGUGUUCCCCAUCCGGCUCUUCAUAGCGGCGUUCAUGAUGCUGUUGGCCUGGCCGUUUGCCUUCAUCGCGUCCGUGGGCCGCUCCGAGACAACGGUGGAGCCACAGUGCUUAUGGAGAAAGGUGGUGGACCUGGUGCUGAAGACCAUCAUGCGGGUCAUGUGGUUUGCGGGCGGCUUCCACUGGAUCAGUGUUAAAGGCAGAAGGGCUCUGCCCGCCGAAGCGCCCAUCCUCACCCUCGGCCCUCACUCGUCAUAUUUCGACGCUAUUCCCGUCACCAUGACCAUGGCGUCGAUUGUGAUGAAAGCGGAGAGCAAAGACAUUCCUGUGUGGGGAACUCUGAUCAAAUUCAUCCGGCCUGUGUUUGUGUCGCGAUCAGAUCAGGACUCCAGACGGAAGACGGUGGAAGAGAUCAAGAGAAGAGCUCAUUCAGGAGGAGAGUGGCCUCAGAUAAUGAUAUUUCCAGAGGGGACGUGCACCAAUAGAUCCUGUCUGAUCACGUUCAAACCAGGAGCGUUCAUUCCAGCAGUUCCUGUACAGCCUGUAGUGAUCCGCUACCCAAACCAGCUGGACACUAUUACCUGGACGUGGCAGGGGCCUGGAGCAUUUAAGAUCCUGUGGUUGACUCUGUGUCAGUUUCACAAUGAGUUUCAGAUUGAGUAUCUGCCCAUAUACUCGCCCUCAGAGGAGGAGAAGAAUAAUCCCGCGCUCUUCGCUCACAAUGUGCGCCGCUUGAUGGCAAAGGCCCUGCAGGUCCCCGUGACAGACUACUCGUUUGAAGACUGUCAGUUAGCCAUGGCUGAGGGUCAGAUCAAGCUGCCCGUGGACACGUGUCUUCUGGAGUUUGCUAAACUGGUCCGGAGUCUGGGGUUGAAGCGUGAGAACUCGGAGAAGCUCCUGCAGGAUUAUGGGAACAGGGCUCAUAAACUCCAGGGCGAGAGACUGAGUCUUGAAGAUUUCGCCGAGUUCCUUGACCUGCCCGUGUCGGACGUACUCAGAGACAUGUUUGCUCUCUUUGACGAGCAUGAAGACAACUCAGUGGAUGUCCGAGAGUUCGUGAUCGCGUUCUCUGUGGUGUGUCGGCCUGCAAAAACACUUGACACCAUCAGGUUGGCCUUCAAGAUGUUCGAGGCAGAAGAGGACGGUGCGAUCACAGAGAACGAGCUGAUGUGUGUGUUGAGGACGGCGCUGGGCGUUGGAAAACUCAAAGUCAGCCGUCUGUUCAGAGCCAUCGAUGACGAGGACACUGGCAAAAUCACUUUCGAGAGCUUUAGGGAGUUUGCGGAGGAGCAUCCCGAGUUCGCUGAGCAGUUCCUCUACUCGGACAAUGCAGGAUUCGGCAGCAGCUCCCCUCCUCACGCCAACGGCUUCUGUGCUGAUUUCAGCCCGAGAGACCACCACGCUCCUCAGAAGAAACUCGACUGAGCCCAUCUUACACGUCCCUGAGAGGGCGAGGGCGGAGCAGCUUUGCAAAGUUUACCACCUGGUAUCCAUGACAUUUGAUUGGUUACUUCACGCUUGCCGGUUUUCUCUUCCCCUCAGCAUCAUUUCUGUCAUUUUGAGAUCGGGAACUUUUCUUAUCACUAUUAUUGUAAGAGCAAAUUGAAGGGAAUUUUCUUUCUUUCUCUUUUUUUUUUGUUGUUUUUUUGUUUUUGUAAAACAACUACUUGAAAGCCAAGCACUUAUUUCAUUCUCAUUGGGUGAUCUAUUUGUGCGAGUGAUACUUGACCGACUGUGCAUGUUUUUUUUAAAUACGGGAGAAAAAGGACGCAAGCGAAUAAACGACCCAGUCAGUAACGGAUCGAAACGGUUUUCUCGGUUGGCUUGCGCUCUCUUUUUCAGUCCCUCAACCGUCCACAUCUUUUGCUUUCUGUUUUCUGACUGUAGAUGCCUUUAUGAAUUCAUAAGUAUUUGCAUGGGCUUGAUGCUUGAUAGCAGUAUUACUCAGUGUUUGACUAAAAUGAUCGUUGAGCGCCAGUGACAGAUAUCUGAGCUCUGUCUCCUCCUGCUGGAUGUUUAUGAGGAUCAGAUUUGAGGUGCAAAAUACGAUCGAUUAAGUGCUGGUCUGAAUCAAAACGAGUCAGUUUUUAUUCCUUAAUAUUUCGUCCCUUAGCUCAGGGGUGCGGGAAAGUGGCUAUCUGUUUGUUUUUGGUGUGUGUGUGUUCUUUUCAUUCAUCUUUUUGUACGGUAAGUUGCACUGUACUUUUGUAAAUUCUGGACAUCCAAUUACCAAUUUAAUCCAUGAGCAAGUCUCAGUCAGCUGUUUCAGCUUGGGUUUUUGGGGGUCAUUUUUACGUUUUAUUUUGAUUUACUUCAGGUAUUGAAAUAAACAUAACAUUUUACAUUUAUAUGGACCAAAUACAGAAUAAUAACUGUGGUGUAGUUAGAGAAUCAGGAUUCUGAAAAAUGUUAUUCAUAAGAUAUAGUAUAUAUAUAUAUAAUGGAGUGUUUACCUUUUUGAUAGACAACAUUUUCCUGUAUUUUUCUAUUUUUCACUCAGAGGCAAGUGAAAAAUUGACAUCAUGUCCAACAAUUCGACCAAGAAAAGUGUCUCUUUCUAAUGUUCUUGAGUAGAGUUUCUCUCUUAAUGUUUAUCUGCAUCUUGCAUUAAGUAAAGUCUUCCUUCAUUUCUUCACACAAACAA